Seminavis robusta is the source of this 114-nucleotide messenger RNA. NCBI's taxonomy places the organism in Eukaryota, Bacillariophyta, Bacillariophyceae, Naviculales, Naviculaceae. The record is from the annotation of a GenBank genome assembly.
CGACGACAACGACAACGACAACGACAACGACAACGACAACGACAACGACAACGACAACGACAACGACAACGACAACGACAACGACAACGACAACGACAACUCACCAAUGGCUGA